UAACACUAGCACUAUUACUAAUAUUAAUGAUUGUCCUUUCCGUACUAUUAAAAAUGAUGAUAUAGUUACUACUAAUAAUAAUUUAAAAUCAUCUUGACACUCAAACUCACCAAGAUACUCUUAAUACUAGAAAUGAUGAUAUAGUUACUACUAAUACUGAUUCUAUAAUAUCCAUAUUAAAUAUCCACAUAGAGCCUUCUUCUAUUGAGAGAUAAGAUGAUUCUCUAUCCGAGUCAUAAUAAUCUAAACCUUCUCUAAAUGUAUAUCUUAUGGCAACCAGGUCUAAAAUUGGUUUUUCUAGAUAAAAAAUUUUACUGUUACGGUUAAUACUAUCACCAAUAGUCUAGAUUAUAUCCCUAAAACACUAACUAUUGCUUUUGGUAUUCCACAUUGAUAUAGAGCUAUGAUUGAAGAGUAUGAUGCUCUUCUAAGAACUAAAACCUAGGAUUUAGUCCCUAUACCUCAAAAUGUCAAAAUUAUUGGGUGCAAAUGGGUGUACACAAUCAAAAAACUACCUGAUAGAUCAAUUCAAAAAUACAAAACUAGGUUAGUUGCACAAGAAUUUCAUCAACAAGAGGGCUUUGAUUUUGAGCAAGUUUUUAAUCCUAUUAUAAGGCCAACUACCAUUAGAUUAGUUUUAAGUAUAGCAUUAUCUAGAAAUUGGAUAAUUAGGCAAUUUGAUUUUAAUAAUAUUUUUUUGAAUGGUGAUUUACAACACACUAUUUACAUGUCUCAACCAAUUGAAUUUGAACAAAAAAGUGAUACUCAUGUUUGUGGAUUGAACAAGUCUCUUUAUGACUUAAAACAAGUCCCAAGAGAAUGGUUUUUAAAACUCAGUAAGACUUUGAAUUUAUUUGGCUUUAAAAGUGCUAAUUGUGACACAUCUCUCUUUAUUAAAAGGACUUCAGAUUCAUUAAUCUACAUCUUAUGUUAUGUUGAUGAUAUAAUUAUAACAGAAAAUAAUUCUAAUAAAAUAACCUCUAUGAUUCAACAACUUAAUAAAAUAUUUUCGUUGAAGGAUUUGAGACCAUUAAGUUAUUUUUUGGACAUUGAAGUUCAAAACACCAAAGAUAGUAUCUUGCAUCUGUCACAAACUAAAUACAUAACAGAUUUGUUGUCUAAAAUUGGCAUGGAAGAGCAUCUCCAAUGCCAACACCAAUGAUUUCUUCUCUACGGCUCUUGUCUUCAGGAGCUGAAGCUUUUGAAGAUUCUAAACUAUUUCGGACAAUGGUGUGUUCCUUGCAAUAUCUAACUAUCACCUGUUUAGAUCUCUCUUUUGCAGUCAACAAAUUAAGUCAGUUUAUGCAUGCACGCCUUCUUCCUCAUCGGAAAGCAGCAAAGAGGAUAUUAAGAUACUUGCAAGGAACAAAAGAGUUUGGAUUGACAUUUCACAGAUGUAAUGAUACAAGGCUCUAUGCUUUCUCAGAUUCGGAUUGGGCUGCUGAUAUUGAGGAUCGAAGGAAGCAAUCUACUAUUAGUAGGAGCUCUACUGAGGCAGAAUUCAAAAGUUUGGCAUCUUGUGAAACUGAUUCUGCUUAUGCACAACCCAAUCUUGCAUGACAAGAUCAAGCAUUUUCAGCUUGAAGUCCAGCUGAUUCGAGGCAAAUUGAAGGACAACUCCCUUCAUAUUGUGCAUAUCCUAGGGAUUGAACAAAUUAUAGACUUCCUCACCAAGCCAUUAUCAGCUGCUGUCUUUGAGAGAUUACGGGUCAAACUGCAAGUAACUCUUCGACCAUACUCCAUUUUGAGGGGGGUGUGAAAGAUAACAAAGAUAAAGAUUGUAAAUCUUUAUUAGAAACAGAGUGUUAGUUUGAUUAAUUAGUGAUUUGGUAUUAACUCUCUCUCUUGUGCUAGUAUAUAUAUCAGUAGUUGACCCUUUUGAAAG
This is a messenger RNA of Arachis stenosperma, 1885 nucleotides long. RefSeq lists its product as uncharacterized. The record is from RefSeq and is a predicted model, not a curated record. Bases 1147 to 1560 code for a protein of 137 amino acids. The transcript has 3 exons. Lineage: Eukaryota; Viridiplantae; Streptophyta; Magnoliopsida; Fabales; Fabaceae.